UUGGGGAAUUUUAAAAGAGCUGCUAGGCUCCAUGUAGGGCGUGCUAUGACAGCGUCUUUACUCCUCCAUUCCCGCUGGAUUGACCCGGUGAUGUUUCUCUAUGACAACGGCUUGGAGGAUAUGAGCAAAAACAUGGAAGGAUUUGUGGGAGGCAAUUUCGCUGCUAACCAGUGCAGGAACCUUAUUGCGCACCCGUCUUCUCUGGCCCCGAGCACAACCUACACGUCGAGUGAGGUGCCAGGAUCAGGCUUGGGGGAGCCUGGCAGACAAUGCAGUCCGUGUUCAGCCGUGCAUACUUCUCCCAGUGCUUCUUUGCCCUAUGGAUAUUUUGGCGGCAGUUACUACCAGUGCAGGAUGCCCAAGACCUGCACGCAGCCCAGCUCCUAUGGGGAAAAAUACAUGGACACGUCUGUUUCUGGAGAGGACUUCCCUUCUCGUGCUAAGGAGUUUGCCUUCUACCAGAGUUACUCGUCUGGCCCUUACCAGCCUGUACCGAGUUACCUCGAUGUGCCGGUCGUCCCUGCGGAACCCAGACACGAGUCUCUUCUUCCCGUUGAAACGUACCAGCCCUGGGCGAUCACGAACGGAUGGAGCAGUCCGGUGUACUGCCCGAAAGAUCAAACGCAGUCAAACAGCUUAUGGAAGUCGUCUAUUCAAGAUAAUGUGUCGGGUGGCGAUGGAGCCUCGGUCCGUCGAGGGAGGAAGAAGCGGGUUCCUUAUACCAAGGUUCAACUGAAGGAUUUAGAACGAGAAUAUGCCACGAAUAAAUUCAUUACUAAGGACAAACGAAGAAGGAUAUCUGCUCACACAAACCUGACCGAGCGACAGGUGACCAUCUGGUUUCAAAACAGACGGGUGAAGGAGAAGAAAGUGGUCAACAAGUACAAGGGCAUCAGUUAAGGUCUGAAAGAAUGAAAAACUGAGAUACCAAAGGGGUGUAAAUGGAAGGACGUUCAACAUUAUUUAUUCUGAAAUCCAUUCCAUCAUCUGUUCCACGUUCAAGAAACUAUGCGGAGGUGCGCAGGAGGGAAAUAAAUGUUUUACUUCCCUGUGUCUAUAACCAAGACACUGACACUGAUAAAAUGCAAAUAUACUGCUCACAUAUUCACCACUUCAUUUUUUUAAUUCUUUUUAAUCUAUAACAUAUUUGACUAAGACGUGGGAGGAAUGUAAAUUGAUUUUUUUCCAACAAAGAAAAUCGGUGAAGUAGUCUAAACAGACAAAACCAUGGCAAUUCGUGAUUUGUUUUAUUUUUUUACACAUCAAAAAACAACUGUAUCUUUUUAGACUGUGGAUUUGCAUGCUAUUCUGAUUGUACUACACUAAAUUUACCCCAAGCCGUGA
Messenger RNA from Carassius carassius (crucian carp), 1344 nucleotides. Its product is annotated as homeobox protein Hox-A13b-like. Gene Ontology annotation, biological process: regulation of transcription by RNA polymerase II. Gene Ontology annotation, molecular function: RNA polymerase II cis-regulatory region sequence-specific DNA binding; DNA-binding transcription factor activity, RNA polymerase II-specific. NCBI's taxonomy places the organism in Eukaryota, Metazoa, Chordata, Actinopteri, Cypriniformes, Cyprinidae. The transcript has 2 exons. The record is from RefSeq and is a predicted model, not a curated record. Bases 46 to 900 code for a protein of 284 amino acids.